Rotaria sordida is the source of this 2899-nucleotide messenger RNA. The record is from the annotation of a GenBank genome assembly. NCBI's taxonomy places the organism in Eukaryota, Metazoa, Rotifera, Eurotatoria, Philodinida, Philodinidae.
GGUGACUUUGUGCAUUUAGUUUUCAUGAGUCUUCAUUUUCAAGUUUGAAACAAAGGUUAUUUUUUCAGGGACCUAAGUGUUUAUUUACUGCUUGAAACGUAUAUUUUUUUGUUUUUUGCUUCAGUUCGAUUUUGUUCAUCUCCAUAUUAUUUUAUAUUAAUUUUCUUGUUUCUUAGAAUAUUUUUCUCUUUCACUUAUAUAACGUAGUAACCGAUUCUUUUUUUGUCGCAUUUUCAUUUCUAUUCAUGCAUUACUUGACAUAUUUUUUUUUGGCCAUUGAUUGCAUCUUUUUUUUUUUAUAGUAGUUAGUUAAGAAUUAAUGUAGAUGACAGAUUGGCUACCGAAGACAAAUGGCUGAAUAGGAGUUUGUCUCCAAAUUUUUAGUACUUCCAUUGAAAUCGUAGAUACAUGUAAAGCGAUAUCAUAAAUAAGUUUCAGUUAUAUACUUCAUAAGGUUCGAGCUUAUAUUGAUUUUGUUUUUCGAUAUUUUCGCAUAUACAAAAUUGAACAGAUUGAAAAGAUAUAUUUUUAAAUGUAAUAUCUAAAUUUCUAUUGAACAUGUAUUGUACUCAAUUGAUACCUUUGUUAAGAGGGUGCAUUCUUAGUAAAAUUUUAGAAAAAAUUAUCAAAUUUCGUUUUUGCAUUCUCUUUCAUUAGACAUAUUUUACACCUUAAACACUUUCUUAAUAAUGAUGUCAACUGAGUAUAGUCAAUAUUGGAUGAUAGUUCACAUGUUAUAAAAAUUGGAAAAAUACGAAAAAAGAAACACAUUUAAAUGUAGCAGAGUUAUUUUUUUUUUCGUUAUAUCUUUACAUGUUAUUCAAGACCCUUCCACUCAAAAAAAGUCGAUUUUUCUGAAAAACAUGAAAAAUUGACAUCAAUUUUGCCAUACGAUUCGUGGUCCGAAGCAGAAAACAAAAACUAACUACGAGUGUAGGGAAUGCAAUGUUGGCUUGUGCGUAGCAUCAUGUUUUGAGACCUGUCCUACAUUUGAACACUUCUAAUAAAAAUUAUAUUAUAAAUAGCGAAGCUCUGUGAUUGCUAGGAUUUUCAACAACAAAAACAGUCCUUUUGAUUUCCAACUGCACAAACUUUUAACAGCCUGUAAUAAGGACUACUUUUCAAUUAAAUACGAAUAAGUUUUUUGCUAAAAAUAAUCUCACCGCGAAAGGAUUAAUCUUGAGAUAUAAUUCGAUUCGUUAUAAUUCUUUUAAUAUUUCCUCAUUCUCAUGUCUUUCUUUUUACGUAAAUCUUCACUAUUCACAUGUUAGGACAUGGUAAAAACUCUUCUCUAUGAUACGGACUAGAAAUCUGAAAAUGUAGGGUGAUAUUCGACUAGUUAUAAGGGAUUAUACUUCCAGCUUUGAACGUUUUUGCAUUUAUAAUAAGAGAGAAUGACUCAUUUUCUUAGAAUGGCCAAGACUUUUUGAACACUCUAUAUGAUCUUACUAAGAUCCUAUUAACAUACUGAAUCCUUAACAUUCCCCGAGAAACAUAGAAAUUACGUUUGACAUUUGUUAUUCAACAUCCUCCCGACAAGAUGCAGAUAGAAUCUUCUUAGGAUUUUUCUAGUUUAGGAGUUUCACAUUGUUCAUUAUUUUAUUCCAUAAGAUUCUGAAUUAUCGCAAUUUCGAAUAAAAUUCUCAGAUUCCUAGGUUUUUCUUUCGAAAGCUUGCAUCGAAUUAGCAUUGUUCUUUCUCGCAAAAAAACUCCUUACAGCAAUCUCAUGGUGUAGUUUUUCUGGUCAAAAAGAUCUUGGUAAGAAGUAGAAGUAACAUAGAUGUAAGAAUCGUUACGAAAUCCGUCUUUUUCAUAGAAAACUAAGAAAAAACUUCUGAAUUUUUCUCUGCGAAAAGAAUAUUCUCGAAACUUUUACCUAAUUCCCUUCCAAGAAGACGUAUGUCUCCUAAAUAGCUCUUUCUCCCGCGAGAGAGGGAUACAUUUCUUGGACAACGACGAUUCCUUUUCUUUUUCGUUCAUUGUAGUAAUUCCUAAUAUUCCAGUCAAUGCCCGAUGGGCACAGAAUGGAGUGACCGUUGCUGGAGGCCAUGGAUACGGCAGUGCCACUAAUCAAAUCUACUGGCCUUCUGGUCUCAUUGUUGAUAAUGAUCAAACGAUGGUCAUCGUUGACUGCUACAAUCAUCGCAUCAUCCAAUGGAAGGUGGGUGAUACGAAUGGACGAGUGGUAGCUGGUGGGCAUGGCGAAGGAAAUCGAUUGGAUCAAUUGUAUCGUCCAACCGAUGUGUUGAUCGACAAAGAGACGGAUAGUCUUAUUAUUUCUGAUCGAGGCAAUCGACGCGUCGUACGAUGGUCUCUUCGUAGUGGCACAACUCAAGGUGAAAUUCUUAUUAACUACAUCGAGUGUUAUGGAUUGGCCAUAGAUGAACAGAGAUAUCUCUACGUCUCUGAUGUCGAAAAAAAUGAAGUACGACGAUAUCAAAUAGGAGACAAAAAUGGAACUCUAGUAGCUGGUGGAAAUGGCACAGGUGCUGAUCUCAAUCAAUUCAACGGACCGAGAUACAUCUUUGUCGAUCAACAACAAGCUGUCUAUGUAUCAGACUACCACAAUCAUCGUGUAAUGAAAUGGAAUAAAGGUGGAAAAGAAGGAAUUGUCGUCGCUGGAGGUCAAGGCAAAGGCGAUACUCUGACACAAUUGGCACAUCCUAAAGGGCUGUUCGUCGAUACAUUGGGUACCAUCUAUGUGGCAGACUGGAGGAAUAAUCGAGUGAUGCGUUGGCCUAAAGGAGCAAAUCAGGGCACUGUCAUAGCAGGUGGAAAUGGUCAAGGACCAGGAGCAAAUCAGUUCAAUUUUCUCGGUGCUCUGUCCUUCGAUCGACAUGGGAAUCUCUAUGUCGUCGAUUGGGAGAAUCAUCGUGUUCAACGUUUUUCAAUGACAUAA